GCGGAAGGCCUGGGUGGGCGGGAGCGGCGUUUCCUAGCAGCGGGCGCCGCCAUGGCGCCGCGGCGCGGCGGGCCGCUGGGCUACGUGCUACUGUGCGGGCAGGCGGUGCUGCUGCUCGGCAACCUGCUGCUGCUACACGGCGCCUCGCGCGGCCUCCCGCACAACGGCAGCGAGCCAGAGGCGCCGGGCCCGGAGCCGCCUGCUGCCACCUGGGCCUACAGCGACCCGCGGGCGCCGCUCGUCCUCUGCACGUACCUCCCCGAGGAGUUCGUGGAGUGCGAGGAGCCGGUGGACCACGGCGGGAACGCGACAGCGCAGCAGGAGCUGGGCCACGGCUGCGUGAAGUUCGGCGGACAGGCGCAUGGCGACGUGGACCACACGCGGGUGCAGUGCCGGGCCCUGGACGGCAUCGAGUGCGCCGAGCCGCGGAGCUUCCUGCGGGGCAGCCGGCCCUGCGUCAGGUACACCGGCCAUUACUUCAUCACUACUUUGCUCUACUCAUUUUUUCUGGGGUGCUUUGGAGUGGAUCGCUUCUGCCUGGGCCAUACGGGCACCGCUGUGGGGAAGCUGCUGACUCUGGGGGGUCUUGGGAUCUGGUGGUUUGUGGACCUGAUCCUCCUCAUCACUGGGGGGCUGAUGCCCAGUGAUGGCAGCAAUUGGUGCACUGUGUACUGAGCAGAACCGGAGCUCACUGUGGCUGCAGGACUGGAGAUAGACUUCUCCUCUUGCUUCAAAGCAUCAGAACAAACUCCGCUUGAGGGCUUCUGCCUUGCACAAAUAUGGAUUUACAAAGAUAUAACUUAAUCUGCAGAACAGUUGUUCUUGUUAAUUCCUCUGUACAGAUGUUGGACACAAAAUUGGGUGUAUAUUUUGGUCAUUUUAAACAAUCUGGGCUUUCUUCUUCUCAAGUGAUAAGUUUGAGAACUCGGGCUUGCAAACACCAGUGGUCAAAUUAAUAAAGUUUGGAAAGAGCUGA
Messenger RNA from Numida meleagris (helmeted guineafowl), 976 nucleotides. It is a transcript of the gene TM2D2, whose product is annotated as TM2 domain containing 2. The transcript has 4 exons. The record is from RefSeq and is a predicted model, not a curated record. Bases 52 to 675 code for a protein of 207 amino acids. Lineage: Eukaryota; Metazoa; Chordata; Aves; Galliformes; Numididae.